AUGGUCCCAUUUCUGUCGGAUAAUUUCGACACCCUGAAAGAUGUCCUGUUUGGCGGCCUUUGCUGGCAGUCAGAAGAUCCUUCGGUCCAAAUCAUGGGUGUUCUUAGCUGGCUUCACAUACCGGUCUUCCACAUGUUCUUACUUCGCAAGAAGAACAUGCUGAGUGAGCUUGCCAGCCAUGUGCUAUCAGUCUGGUGCAUGCCGACGGUGAUCCGGCAGGACGUGACGGAGGGGUCAGUUGGCUUGGUGUCACGGGUCUGGAACAAAGUUAUCCCGAUACUAUAUCGCCAGACCACACCCACCAAGCAGGAAAUGCUGUUGGUGGAGAACACACCGCAGGCAUUAAUGGCUACAGUAUAUACAGACAUCGCCCUGCCUAUUACACAGAUCCUUGUUUCGUACGUGGUGUUCCCAAAGCUGAGAAAUGCAGCCGCUCCUUGGUUCUCCACGAAGCUGAACGCUGCAAUUCGAGACGGCGACAUCUUGACCAUGGAUCGAAUCUGGGACGAGGCCACACGGGUUCAGUUGCAGGGACGGGCACUUGUUUUGUGCUGUCAGCCUCAGUCGCAUGACGAAGAGGCAGAUUUCGAGCGGGCUCCAAAGCUGCUGGCGGCCGUCCUGGAUGGGCUCCCGAUUUUCAGAGACAUGUUCCCGAAUCGGGAAGACUUGACAGGCUCUGGGUUCUACGGCCCCAAACUUCGACAAAUGGAUGCGAGAAUCUGUGCAACUCCAUGUCGCCGGAAACGCUCUCAACGUUCAUGA
Molecule: messenger RNA, 762 nt
Organism: Symbiodinium sp. CCMP2456
Lineage: Eukaryota; Dinophyceae; Suessiales; Symbiodiniaceae
Source: the annotation of a GenBank genome assembly